GAAAUGAUUGGCUGAACUCCAGUGAUCGUCACUCUUUCAGAGUUUCUCUUCCUCAUAUAUGAGUCUCUCAGUCUCUCUUAUUCUCUUCAUCUCUCCACUAAACUCAAACUGCUUCACAGGGAAGAUGCUGAUCAUUUUCUACUUCACUCUCCUCACUCUUCUGUCAUGUGUCAGAUCUGUGAAAGUGCUCACACAGAAACCCUCUGUGCUGACAGAACAAAAAGGCAAAUCUGUGACUCUGGAUUGUAACAUUGAAAAGGAUGAAGGUUAUGUACACUGGUAUAAACAGAAUCCAAAUGCAGCUCCUCAGUUUGUGUUGAGAUUUUAUCAUUCACACAGCUCUCCUGACAAAUAUGGAGAUGGUUUUACAUCCAGCCGCUUCACAUCUACAGCUCAGUCAAAGAUUGACUAUAGUCUGAUCAUCAGUAAUGUGGAUGUUGGUGAUUCUGCAGUGUAUUACUGUAACACAUAUGACAACUCAGUUAAUGAGUGGGUAUUCGGACAAGGAACAAAACUCAUUGUGACUGAUGCUGAUGUUGAUCCUCCUGUGCUGAACAUCCUCCGUCCAUCCAGAGAAGAUCUGACCGGCUCCAGUAAAGUCACUCUGGUGUGUCUGAUCAAUCACAUGUCUGUGGCUUUUGCUGAUGUGCGCUGGCUUCUGAACGGGAAGUCUGUUACUACAGGCGUCUUCACCAGCUCUGCUGAACAGCAGCCCGAUCAGAAAUUCAAGAUGAGCAGUUAUUUAACCCUCGAGAGCUCAGAGUGGGACAAAGACCCAGAACUGACAUGUGAAGCGUCUGUUGCCUCAAAAACCACCAGAACAAACAUCAAGAAAUCUGAAUGCAGCGACUAAACUCACACAAUCUGAUGUGUUGUUUGAGUAAGAAUAUCUUCGGAUGUAGUGUAAUAGAAAUCAUGAAUAUAGAAACUAUUAAAAAUAGUUCAAGAAUGUAACCUGAACUGUGUCCUUUCCUACAAUAUUUGGGCUUUAAUGAUGAUGUAAGAUUUACAACCUGUUUAAUAAAGUGCAUGUUAAACAAACA
Pimephales promelas (fathead minnow) is the source of this 1043-nucleotide messenger RNA. Lineage: Eukaryota; Metazoa; Chordata; Actinopteri; Cypriniformes; Leuciscidae. The record is from RefSeq and is a predicted model, not a curated record.